This is a messenger RNA of Plutella xylostella (diamondback moth), 1873 nucleotides long. It is a transcript of the gene Smu1, whose product is annotated as Smu1 spliceosomal factor. Gene Ontology annotation, biological process: mRNA splicing, via spliceosome. The record is from RefSeq and is a predicted model, not a curated record. Gene Ontology annotation, molecular function: protein binding. Lineage: Eukaryota; Metazoa; Arthropoda; Insecta; Lepidoptera; Plutellidae.
UAAAAGCCGCGUUCUCAGAAUAAUAACAACCCUGUGCUUUUGAAUCGUUCAAAUAUUGGAAUUUGAACACGACAGAGACAGAGUAGAAAUUAUUGUCAAUGUCAAACACGGAACUCGGAUUUUCGGAAGCCGAAAAUCGAGGGUUGAGAAAUAAACAAACGAAUCUCUGAUUCUUGGUUAUUUUAAUUUUACGUGAGGGAAAAUAGUUAUUUCAAUAAAGAUAAUUAGACAUCUCUGCUCUUAAAGUCCAUACUAAAUAAAUAAAUAUGUCUAUCGAAAUUGAAUCAGCCGAUGUUAUUCGCUUGAUACAACAAUAUCUAAAGGAGUCAAACUUAACACGAACACUACAGACUCUACAGGAAGAAACGGGUGUAUCACUGAACACUGUCGAGAGUGUGGAUGGGUUCUGUGCAGACAUCAAUGCAGGUCACUGGGACUCAGUGCUGAAAGCUGUGCAGUCCCUCAAACUGCCAGAGCGCAAGCAAUGGGAGCUUUAUGAGCAGGUGGUGCUAGAAUUAGCCGAGCUCCGGGAGCUGGGUGCUGCCCGCACGCUGUUGCGGCAGACCGAGCCGUGCCUCAGCAUGAAGCAGAAUGACCCUGACAGAUACUUGCACCUGGAGAACGUGGUGUCCCGCUCCUACUUCGACCCCCGCGAAGCUUACGGUCUGGGCGCGGGCGGAGGCGGCAAGGAGCGGCGGCGCGCGGCGCUGGCGGGCUCGCUGGCGGGCGAGGUGGCCGUGGUGCCCAGCUCGCGGCUGCUCGCGCUGCUUGGACAGGCGCUCAAGUGGCAACAGCAUCAGGGUCUGCUGCCGCCGGGCGCCGCCAUCGACCUGUUCCGCGGCAAGGCGGCGCUGCGCGACCACGACGACGACCGCUGCGUCGCGCAGCUCAGCAAGACGAUCAAGUUCGGGCAGAAGUCGCACGUCGAGUGCGCCAGGUUCUCCCCCGACGGCCAAUACCUAGUAACCGGUUCAGUGGACGGGCUCGUCGAGGUGUGGAACUUCACCACGGGCAAGAUACGGAAGGACUUACGCUACCAGGCGCACGAGGAGUUCAUGACCAUGGAGGAGGCUGUCUUGAGCCUCGCCUUCGCCAGGGACAGUGAUACGUUGGCCGCUGGCGCUAAUGAUGGGAAGAUAAAAGUCUGGAAGGUCUCCACAGGCCAAGUGCAGCGCAAAUUAGACCGCGCGCACGGAAAAGGAGUCACCUGUUUACAGUUCUCUCGAGACUCACAACAACUUCUGUCGGCGAGCUUCGACCGAACUAUUCGUAUACACGGCAUGCGCUCCGGGAAACUGCUGAAGGAGUUCCGAGGACACACGUCCUUUGUGAACGAGGCUGUGUGGACUCCUGAUGGACAUAGCAUACUGUCAGGUUCGAGCGACGGCACAGUCCGCGUCUGGACGGCCCGGUCGGGCGAAUGCGCCGCCGUGCUCAAACCUCUAGGCGCCGGCGAACCUCCCGUCAACGCUUUGCUCCUAGUACCCAACAACCCGGAACACUUCGUAGUGUGCAACCGCACCAGUACCGUGGCUAUCAUGAACAUGCAGGGGCAGAUUGUGAGGUCGUUUAGUUCCGGGCGACGGGAGGGGGAGGGGGGGGCGCUAGUGUGUGCCUCGUUGAGCGCUAGAGGGCGCUACGUGUACUGCGCGGGGGAGGAUUUGGUGCUGUACGCGUUUGAUACUAAUACGGGGAAGCUGGAGAGGACUAUCAAUGUUCACGAGAAAGCAGUAAUUGGGGCCACCCACCACCCGCACCAAAACCUACUCGCCACAUACGGGGAAGACGGGCUGCUCAAGCUGUGGAGACCUUAGAACUUAUGACUACACGGUUAAGAGUUAAUUUAGAAUGCAACUUUAUAUUGAGUUAUUAA